Messenger RNA from Chara braunii, 2449 nucleotides. NCBI's taxonomy places the organism in Eukaryota, Viridiplantae, Streptophyta, Charophyceae, Charales, Characeae. The record is from the annotation of a GenBank genome assembly.
GUGAACAACAAGGUUUAAGGGGCCGAGAUUGUUUGUCUGAUGGUGUUAAGAGGUGUGGAACAUGCUUGUGAGGUGAGGGGGAAGUGUGCAUUGGAUGGUUCGUUGUCGAGCCGGGUGAUGAAUGGGACUCUAAAAAAGGCUGGUGCCUCUUUUGAACAUGGAGUUGAUGUCGAGAUGUUUAGCAUGGCGCAGCUUGUGGAGGCAAAGGCUCUGUUGGGGUCCCUUGACAACUUUCUUAUCUGCAAUAUGGAGGAGAAGUUGUUGCUUAUGGAUAAGAUCGAAGAACGCUUUGAUUGGGGAGAAUCUUCUAAGCAAAAGCAGGACCUUGAUGGUCACCCUGAUAUCAUUAGGGUAGUUGGGAAUCUGCAUGAGGUGGAAGCCGUAAAAUUGAACAGAGUGGUUGCAUCCAUGCUUGGAAUUGAAGACCAAAAAGUGUUGCUUUACCUAUUCUUAGAUGGCAAGAGGAAAUUUGAGCUUGGGGAGCGACAUUCAUCGUACAAACCUCUAAUGAAGGGGGUGGAUAUCUUUCAAAAUUUAGUGAUGUUAAUGAACAGCGGCGAGGAAUCACUAGAUUGUCACAAAUCUCCACAGUUACUUGAGAGUGAGAUUGGGGCAAUGAAGGAGGAUGUGAUGUUAAUGAAAAGUGGCGAGGAAUCACUAGAUUGUCACAAAUCUCCACAGUUACUUGAGAGUGAGAUUGGGGCGAUGAAGGAGGAUGUGCUUUCUUCUACAUUGUUCAUCGAGGCACACCUGGUAAGGUUCCAGGGUUCGGAUCUGCGCAUGCUCAGUCAAGGUGAAAUGCACAGGUACGUGAGGGUCUGGGAUCGAAUCCGAGCAGAGGAAAUCAAGGAUAGAGUGACUAGUGCACGGUCUGGGAAAUCAAAAGAUCGGCGACGCCAAAUUUGCAAGUGCGCUUGUCCGUAUGAGGCAUACACGUGCUGUCGUGGGAUUGAAGUGGAAGACGACCGCACAGAAUCUGUCCCAAGAUGUGCUCCUAAGAUGAGGUCCGGGUUUUGGCCCUGCAGAGCAGAUCCAGAACCCUUAUCAAGGUGAUUAACCAACAAGUAUGGCGUUGGAAAUCUUGUUGACUUCACCAUUUUUUUACUGCUGGUUGGUCAGCAUGCCCCCGGCCAUAUACAUAUAUGCGGAGAGACGAACACGCAGCAGACGUGUGAGGCAUUUUUCAUCAACCCAUCCAUGUGCACUCUUUUCAGUGAAGAACAAAACAUGUCGUAGUAGUUUAUGUACACGCUUGUCCCGGUGGUUCAUGUACACACAUGUCGUACCAUUUGCUCCCAACAUUGAUUGAAUUGUGGAUAGCUGGGCACUGGACCAUCGCCGCCGGACAUCUGUUGCCUCUGGUCGUUUCGGACUUCGUUUGGAUGCAGUUGGGAUGGCGAAUCGGACUGGGGCAGAUGCAACUCGGGAUAACGAUUUUUUUGGAAGCAGUCAGGAUCGCAAUUUCCCAGUUGGGAUUAGCGAUUGCUACUCGUUUGGAUCGGAAUUUUAGCCAUACGGUUUGAGACCCGUUUGCGUGCAGUUAUGUACAGGGAUUCAGACUCGUUCAGGUGCAGUCGGGAGAGCGAUUCUUAUUCAUCAGGAUGCGGUUGUGACAGCGAUUGCUGUGUAUCCGGAUCACAAUUGGGCAUAUGGUUUAGGACCUGUUUAGAUGCAGUUGGGACAGGGAUUUAGAUUCCUUUCGGAUGCAGUUGGGAUAGCGAUUCCUGCUCGUCUCGAUGCAGUGGGGAUAGUGAAUGCUACUCGUUUGCAUGGAGUUGGGAUAGCAAUUGCUGCUCAUUUCGAUCUUCAUUGGGGUAGGGAUUGCUAUUCGUUUGGAUGCAGUUGGGAUAGCGAUUCCUCGUAAGAAUGUGUCCAAAUCCCUAUAUGCCUAAUUUGGAUACAGUUGGGAUAGGGAUUCCUACUCGUUUGGCCGCAGUUGGGAUAGGGAUUCAGACUCGGUUGCCUGCAGUUCGGAUAACCAUUGCCACUCGUCUGGCUCGCAAUCUAGCAUAUAGGGAUUGGAACCCAUUUCGAUGCCAGUUGGAAUAGGGAUCCAGAUUCCUUUGGAUGCAGUUGGGAUAGGGAUCGGACACAGCUGCUCGUAAACAUCUGUUGUUGUUAUGAUACUGAGGCAUCUUGUCAUUCAUAUCUGUUGACGGAACUGAAAGAAGUGUGCACGAAACGGAAAGAAGUGUGCACUAUUUCGAGUCAUUUUUUUUGUGCGUGUCACUUGAUGCUGAGUUGUUAGGGGCCAGACCGGUAUGUUUCCUGGUGUGAAGACAUGGGGUUUCAAACCCCGUAAGAUUCCGGUGAAGUCCGUCAAAAAAGACUCCAAAUGAAUGUGAUCUGCUUGGUUGGACUCCCAGGGAGGCAUUUCGUACAGGGAUGGGCGGCGAUGUGGUUGCAUCGGAGGAUCUAUGAUGGUCUGUAAUCAAUCUUGCCAGGUCUU